Molecule: messenger RNA, 4662 nt
Organism: Corticium candelabrum
Lineage: Eukaryota; Metazoa; Porifera; Homoscleromorpha; Homosclerophorida; Plakinidae
Product: mucin-like protein
Exons: 24
Coding region: 446-4474 (1342 amino acids)
Biological process (GO): cell-matrix adhesion
Molecular function (GO): calcium ion binding
Source: RefSeq, a predicted model, not a curated record
UACUGAAACACCAGAACCUGUAAUUACAACAGAAGCACUCACUGAAACAUCAGAACCUGCAUUUACAACAGAAGCACUUACUGAAACAUCACAACCUGUGUUUACAACACAAGCACUAACUGAAACACCAGAAUCUGUGUUUACAACAGAGGCACCUACUGGUACUCAAACAUCAGAACCAGCGUUUGUGUUUACAACUGAAGCACCCAGUUCAACAACAGAACCAACAGAAGCUAGUGGAAACAGCAGUACUAUUGGUAGUGGCAGUGGCCAGCUGGAUCUAGACACGUGUGUAUCAAAUCCAUGCCAGAACAAUGGGACAUGUAGUGAUGUCAUCAAUGGUUAUGCAUGUACUUGUAUUUCUGGUUAUACUGGCACUGCAUGUCAAACAGACAUCGAUGAGUGUGAGUCUGCUCCAUGCCAUAAUCAAGGAACUUGUAGUGAUAUGGUAGAUGGAUACACAUGCCAGUGUUUUGAAGGAUAUACAGGCACAAAGUGUGAGACACAACUGGAUGACUGCUAUUCGAAUCGUUUAUACUCUUUCGGUUUAAGUGAAGAAAGCGAGUCACUGUAUCGUUAUCUUGAUGGUGUGUCUUCACCUAUUUCAAUUGAAGUCGGAUUUCCUUUUUUUGAAAAUGUGUAUUCUACUGCUUAUGUUGGAACCAAUGGAAUCGUUUCGUUUGGGAGACCAUUCUACUUUUGGUGGCCUCAUUAUUUUCCUGGAUACAGUUGGAUAAGACGACAAAGUGUAGUUGCACCAUUCUGGGCUGAUGUCGAUAUUCGGAAAGAAGGCAAUGUCUGGUAUAAUGUUUAUACACAUAGAGAUGACUCUGCAGUCAAGAUGGCCAAUAGAGAUAUUCAAACACUCUUGAAAGGAUAUGAAUCGUUUGAAGCUCAAUGGGUUCUUGUUGCCACAUGGGACAAAGUUCCUAAUUAUCCUGAUGGUUGUUAUUCAUACUACAGUUGGUGGUGGUGGUGUUACGAAGAUGAAUACACAGGCUUGAGAAAUACGUUUCAGGCUGUAUUGGCUACUGAUGGUCUUAGCUCAUUUGCAAUAUUCAACUACAAUUGUAGUGAUUUGCAGUGGUCUGGGAGAUGGUCAAAGGGUGUUGUUGGAUACAACGCUGAAGGAGGGACAUACUAUGAGAAUCACAGACUAUCCCAAUAUGACCAGGUGACAACGAUUGAUCAUGACGUUUCGGCAUCAAAUGUAGGCAAACAAGGGAAACUUGUCUACCCUUUGCAUCUCGACCCUUCCAUUAUUGCAGUAGCUAGACGCGAUUGCUUAGUGUGGUUUGAAGAGGAUCGAGCAAGAGAAGAUCUGUCUUGGGCUGCAGAUCUUGAACCCUGUCCUUGUAGGUGGUGGCAAGCUUGGUGGGACAGACGGUUUAGAUUUGAUUGGUUUUCUUUCUGUGCUUACUCUACUUUCCCGUCAAACAGUGGCAGCAGACAACAGUGCUGCUAUUCAACAGAUUGGUUUUCGUGGGGUAGUCUCUUGGUUGGUCCUCGUUAUGGAGGCUCGGCACAGCGAUACGAUCCAUCAGUCAAUUAUCUAUUACAUUACCAACUUGAUGAUAAACCACGUAGAGAUUGCUGUCGUGUUGGUAAUUUAUGCCAUUUGUACUACCAGCGAAGACCAUCACAUGACUGUACAGGUUAUGUACCACAAAGGAGAGCCUGGUUUUGGGGAGACCCACAUAUUACCACACUGGAUGGUAAACAGUAUACUUUCAAUGGCUGGGGAGAAUACAUCACCAUGAAAACUGUCAAUGACACUUUUGUACUUAUGGGCCGAACAAGGCCUGCUAACGGAUCGAGUGCGACUGUUUUCUCAGCAUUUUCUAUGGCCGAGUUUUAUCCUUCUAGUGGGUUUGAGAGUCAAACUCCAAAGUCAGAUAUUGUACAUGUGGAGCUUUCCGACUUUAACUUGUUAGUUGUCAAGUAUCACUCUGUGGCACCUAACAACCAGUCGGAUUGGCAAGACAUCAGCAGCAAUGUUACAGAAUUAGACAAUUCGACGAGUUUAGAUCUUCACAUGGUGUCGAUUUCCAAACCGAUGACAAAAUCUAUUACAGCAACGUUCCCACUUGGCAUAUCAGUGACUGUCGAAGCAAAGAAGGGAUUGCUGUCUGUAGUGUUUGCUGGCCCUGACAAGCAGCGUGGUGAAACUCGAGGACUGUUGGGAGUUUGGAAUGGAAACAAGGAUGAUGACUUUGUAUUCAGGAAUGGAACCAUUCUUUCUGCUAAUGCUACGGACAGAGAAAUACACCAGUUUGGGCAAGACUGGCAGAUAACCUUACAGGAGAGUCUAUUUUACUACAAGAUGGGUGAAAAUGUGUCAACCUUUUCAUAUCCUGAUCAUUUGCCAGUUUUCCCAGAUGAGAUUCCUAUGAGCAAUUUUACAACAGAACAAAUUACUCUUUGUGGUGUUGGCAAUACAGCAUGUCUCUAUGACUUCCUACAGACAGGAGAUGCUGAUAUUGCGAGCGAGACCAAGCAGACAGAUGAGGACAACAAAGCUCUUUCUCAGAAUUUAGUGAACAACCCACCAAAGCUGUUUGGGAAUGCAACAUUUCGUGUUCAUAUCAACACAUCUGCCACCUAUUUGUUUUCUGUAUCCGAUCCAAAUGACACGUAUGUUGUAAAUCUCCAAGGAAGUCUGCCUGCUCCUUCUGACUAUUCUUUAUCUCAUGAUGGGGAUGCAUACAACUUCACAUGGACACCGACAUCUUUCUCUCCUGUUCGACUCCUCUUUAUUGCAAAUGACUCGCUUGGAUCAACGGCCAUUCUUCAUCCAGAGGUUCGUAUCUGUGGCUGUGCACUCGACUUGAAUGCCACUUGCGUUGAAUCAAAUAAGGAUGGUGGAGACGAUUUGUUUAUUAUACAAGACUGCAAAUGUGGAUCUGGAUGGGAAGGACAGUUCUGUGAUCAGGACAUGGAUGGAUGUGAAGAAAUCAAUUGCUUUGAAGGUGUGGAGUGUUUUGACAACAUUGCACCACUGACUGGUGCCAAUUGUGGACCAUGUCCAAGUGGCACUCAAGUUAGUGAUGGCAAAUGUGUUGAUAUCAACGAAUGCAAUUCAACUAACACUCCUAAUGGUGGGUGUGAACAGAAAUGUGUGAAUCAGUUGUUCAGCUUCAAUUGCGAAUGCGACUCUGGUUUUCGUCUGAAUCAAGACAAGAAAUCAUGCUCAGACAUAGACGAAUGUGAAGAGUUCGAUUCUUGUCACCAAACUUGCAACAAUACAGAAGGCUCUUUCUUUUGUGGUUGUGAAAAUGGAUUUACACUGAACAGCGAUGAUAGCAGAACGUGCGAAGCUGACAACGUUUGUGUCAUACCGAAUAAUUGUAUGCAAGAUUGUGCUGUAAUAAAAGGUGUAGACGUAUGCUUUUGUAAGCAAGGAUAUCGUUUAGAGAAUGGGGUGAUGUGUGAUGAUAUAGACGAAUGUUUGGAGAACAAAGACAAUUGUGAUCAAGUGUGUAUCAAUAACAACGGCUCAUUCGUUUGUCAGUGUUCUGUAGGAUAUCGCCUCCAACUAGAUGGAAAGUCUUGUCAAGACAUCAAUGAAUGUGUUGAGAAUACCCAGCCUUGCAAUAUUUCUGGUCAACAGUGUGUAAAUACGGCAGGAAGGUAUCGGUGCGAGUGUCCUGGUGGCACGAUUCUUGUCAAUAAUAGCUGCCAAGUUGAAUUAUCAACUCCUACUGCUGUGAUGACUGAAUUACCAACUUCUACUAUAAUGACAGCAACUGCACCAUCCACUUCAUUGUCAGUUACCACAAAAGCACGUUCAAUCACUGCAACAGUGCCGUCAAACGUAACCACACCUGCCACUGCACCUGAAUUAAUUGCUGUGGUAGUUGCCAAUAUGACAUUGUCAGAGUUCAAUGCUUCUGAGUCAAACUUUACAAGAGCUGUGGCUCAAGUUCUAUCCAGUUACUGUAGCGACAAUGUAGCAGAAUGUUCACAACAAGCUUCUUCUAAGAGAAAGCGUGCAGUACUAGUUAUCGAUCCAACAGAUGUGAUUGUUGUGAGACCAGUGCAUGUGGUGGAAUCUAAUCUUCGGAUUAUGUUUUAUGUUCGAGCACUUAUUUCGGCUAAUACUGCAGUUCACGCUCUUAACUCGACAAGUGGGCAGCAACAGUUGAGAGAUUCGGGAUUUACAGUGCUUUCUGUUAUUGCCAUUCCUUCCACCACUACGACUACCACAACAUCUGCAACUCCCACUAAUCGUGGAAAGACCGAUGAUUCUGGUCUUAGCACUGGUCAGUUGGCUGGCAUUAUUGCUGCUUGUGGGAUUACUGCUAUUCUUGUCAUCAUUGCCAUUGCAUUAUGGUGGUAUAGAUGCGGUAGACGAUCUAAAGUGAGUCCGGUUAAUGUUGAUGAUGAUGGGGAUGGUAGGGAAAGUAUGCAAAUGGUGACCAGGAAAUUUGAAGGAGAUCCUAACAAGACCACAUCUCAUUCUCGGGUUGACUAAAUGCAGUUGACUAGGUUUAGUGAUGAAUCAUCUGCUGUAGUACAUUAAUAGUCAUGCUACAGUGAACUUUAUGUCACAUGACGUCUUAUAGCUGAUUAUAUGUAGAUUGUGAUAUUGUUUGAUUUACCAUAGUGCGCAAUACUGAUUGCCAACUCAGUCAAUAUUAUCUUAUUAGAUUAGCAACAUCA